CGGGCGGCGUGCGGUGCGGCCUUGCUUCUGCUGGCGCUGGCUGCGACCGUUGCAGCGGAGCCCAAAUUAGUGGAAAUUUUGGAGCAGGAGAACGAUCCCUAUACUGGUGGUGAAGACUGGAAAUGGGGUUUCGUGUCGCAGGACGGCACGGCGCGGCGCGAGCGCGGCAGGGUGUUGGAGGACGGCUCCAUCGAGGUGGAGGGCGCCUGGCGCUACAAAGACCCCAACGGCCAGCUCCACGAGGUGGCGUACACGGCGGGCAAGAACGGCUACCGCCAGAUGUCGCCGCGCCGCAUCUGUGAGGACCGGCCCGGCGACGAGCUCUGCCUCGAGUCCAUCCAGCUGCUGACCGGCCGCCGCCGCCGCCGACGCAAAAUCUUCAUCCGCGUGCUGCUCUAGCCACUCGACCACCGACUGGCUUCACGCAGCUCUGCCAACCUGUCUCCCAAACCCCACUAAGCAAAAAGCAAAAAUAAACUUCCAUUCCUUUACUCUCGAAAAUAUUUUCAAUAUUUAAAUAAAAAGUGUCUAACAAGACGCA
Messenger RNA from Gryllus bimaculatus (two-spotted cricket), 541 nucleotides. The record is from the annotation of a GenBank genome assembly. NCBI's taxonomy places the organism in Eukaryota, Metazoa, Arthropoda, Insecta, Orthoptera, Gryllidae.